Messenger RNA from Amoebophrya sp. A25, 186 nucleotides. NCBI's taxonomy places the organism in Eukaryota, Dinophyceae, Syndiniales, Amoebophryaceae. The record is from the annotation of a GenBank genome assembly.
AUUUGCUUCACUGCUUGUACUCAUUAUGUUGACCCGUGGAUAUGGCAAAACUGUAUAAGUUAAAUGGAAAAAAUUAGUGUUGUCUAUGUGCAUGUUCUAGUUCAAAGACCUCUUGAAAAUUGUACUAGUGAGAGACCACAACUUCCGCAGUUUUUGCUAGACCACAAUAUUUUUCUCCACCAGUAG